GAUUCAGCCAGACAACCAACGAAUCAACUAAUUCCGGGGACGUUGAUGAAGAACUCUUUAUUGCAAAUAAUGAAGUCAUUUGGAGCAGAGGAAACGUCUUGUUAAAGAGCUUUAAAUUUGAGGAACCAGUUGUUCAAGCCUUGUUCGUCUGGUUCAAUGUAACAAAAGCUCAAAGAAAUUCAUGUGGAAAUCAAGCAGAUCUUAACACCAGAAAUACGAACAGAAUCGAGCGACAAAGAGCAUUGUUUGUUGUUCUUGAAAACUUGGCCAAAGUGUACUUUUUGGAUGGACAACAUUUUCUUAUUAGACUUCCGUCUUUAGUACGACGCGCGUGGGCUAUGAACGUUGGCGUCAUUCUUCAACGCGUUGUUGAAGAUAAAAUUCCUUCUAGUAUGACGAAAUUUUCACCAUGGCCAUUACCGACGCUAUACAGUCUUUUAGAUCCGUUGGAAGAAAUAAAACCUGUUUCUAUUGUAAAUGAAAUCAUAUAUAAUGGAUCCAAUAUUAGCAUAAAGGGAAUGACGCGUCCCUUUUCAGAUGUCGAUGAUAUAGUAGUUUUUGUCAACGACCGUGGGCAAGAUGGGAGUCCAAUUUUGGUUACUUUAAAUCGGAUAACUCUACGACACUCUAUUUAUAAAUAUGCGGUCAUAAAAGAAGAUAGUUUAAAGACUAAAUCAGAAGACAUAUUUGAUUUAAAAAUUA
Molecule: messenger RNA, 702 nt
Organism: Racocetra persica
Lineage: Eukaryota; Fungi; Glomeromycota; Glomeromycetes; Diversisporales; Gigasporaceae
Source: the annotation of a GenBank genome assembly